AUAAUAAUCAAAGUUUAUUUUUAUUUGUAUGAAGAAAAGUGUGUGCAUUAAAAUUUCAUGUAGGGCUCUUUGGAUAAAGUACUCGAAUAAAAUAUUUUUAUUGCUACUAAAGAGAUACGGUGAAGAUUAAUAACAUGUCAAGUUUACAGAAAUCCAUGAUGCGUGCUCAUUUACCUCCAUGUGUGCCGGUUGCAGCCAGAAGCGGUGGUAAUCGAAGAGGUCGUCAAAAAGAUUACGUCCCGACGAUGUGGGAUGAACAUUUUGAAGAAAAGGAAGAUGUCACCUUCGGUAGUAAUCAAACAUUUCGUGUGUACUUCUCGAAGAGAGACAAGGAGAACCAGAAGCCAUUGCUUGUACUCUUGCAUGGAGGUGGAUAUUCGGCACUCACCUGGGCACAUUUUACGACCGAGAUUACAGCGAUUAUAAACUGUCAAUGUCUGGCGAUUGAUUUAAGAGGUCAUGGUGAUACGCAUGUCGAAAAUGAAUCGGAUCUAUCGGCUAAUACACUUGCCAAUGAUGUUGGUGAGAUUAUCACAAAAUUGUAUCCUGAUACAUCUCCGCCAAUAAUGCUAAUCGGCCACAGUAUGGGAGGUGCCAUAUGCGUUCAUAUCGCUUCACUGUAUCUGAUACCAUCAUUGAUUGGGUGCGUGGUUAUCGAUGUAGUUGAGGGAACUGCUAUGGAGGCUUUGGCGAGUAUGCAAAGCUUCUUGCGUUCGCGUCCAAAAUACUUCAAAAGCAUUCAACAGGCAAUCGAAUGGAGUAUUCGUAGCGGCCAAAUUCGUAAUUCUGCAUCGGCUAAAGUGUCGAUGCCUGGCCAAAUCCUGAAUAUACAAACAGGGAAACUAGCCACAAAUGAACUACCUCUGCCGGAUGCACAAGAUGAUACAAGCUCAAGCAAUGCACCUAACUCUACCUCAGUAUUUAGUCACUCGACCAUUGCUGAAGAUGAAGAAGUUGAAAACUCAAAUGCACCACAGCCAGAAACGCAGAAUCAUCAGGCAUCGCCAAGCGAAAAAAAGUACACCUGGCGAAUUGAUCUCUCGAAAUCGGAACAGUAUUGGGCUGGCUGGUUUGAAAACUUGAGCCUCAAAUUUUUGGAUCUUCCCGUACCGAAAUUGUUGCUGUUGGCAAGCAUCGAUGGAUUGGACAGAGCACUUACCGUCGGCCAAAUGCAGGGCAAAUUUCAGCUUCAAGUACUCGCUCGUUGUGGACAUGCUGUGCAUGAGGAUCGUCCGCAUGAAGUGGCUGAAGUGAUUGCUGGUUAUAUGAUUCGUAAUAAAUUUGCCGAAGCAUCUGCAGAUUUUACGAAGCACUCGCCGUGCUGUUAGUUCCCGGAAUAUUCUGUCACCUCUUUUUCUACGUAGAUUUCCUUUAAGAUUUCUCACCCUGUGUAGUUUCUCAGCUGAUUUUUUUUAAAUUUAUGAUCUAAUUAUUAUGGUUUUUUUUUUAAAAGAAAGAUUUGAAGAUUUCAAUAAAUAACUUACUAACUUCAUAUCAACA
This is a messenger RNA of Sitodiplosis mosellana (orange wheat blossom midge), 1500 nucleotides long. Its product is annotated as protein phosphatase methylesterase 1. NCBI's taxonomy places the organism in Eukaryota, Metazoa, Arthropoda, Insecta, Diptera, Cecidomyiidae. Gene Ontology annotation, biological process: protein demethylation. The transcript is spliced from 6 exons. Gene Ontology annotation, molecular function: protein methylesterase activity. The record is from RefSeq and is a predicted model, not a curated record. The coding region runs from base 135 to 1328 and encodes 397 amino acids.